AUGACAAGAUUAAGAUCUGGGUUGCUCUUAUUGAUUGCAUCAUUGAUUGCAUAUGCAAAUGUAGCACAUGCCUUGGAAGAAGGCACUAUGCUUUUACCUGUAUGGAACCAUCCUACCGAGGUUGUAGAUGGCGCUCCUGCUCCUCAAGCUACUGCCUGUGCAAAUCCUGGACAAAUUGCUCUGACUUAUAACGAAGGGCCCAGUGAUGUAACUGCCAAGGUGCUGAAUGGAUUAAAGGCUGCUCAAGCCAAGGCCAACUUUUUCGUCAAUGCUACAUGGUUAUAUACUCAACAGUACGCCAUGAUCUUACAACGUGCAUACAACGAUGGCCACUUUAUUGGUAUGACAUACCGUGCUCCUGGAGACACUUCAGAAGGCUUGACUGACGAGCAAAUCAAGACUGAUGUUACCAACACUGCUAAGAUCAUUGAAACCUUGAUUGGCGUCGCACCCAAGUAUGUUCGUCUUCACUAUUCACAACCAGAAGACAUUCGUCUCGAGAACAUUAUUCGCAACAUGGGCUAUACGUUGGUUGCAUACAAUUUGGAUACCAUGGACUACAACUACAAGAACAACCCAGAGGGUAUCUCAAAUUUAUACAAGGAGAUCUUUGCCAAGCAGAUUGAUACCUACGAUUCAAAGGGCUCCUUCAUCUCUGUGCAGUAUGAUAUCCCUGAUACUGGAUCGUGGCAAGCAAUUUAUGAUGUCGUGAGAACCAUCAACGAAGCUGGUUACACCAUGGUGCGUUUGGAUGGCUGUUUGAACGAUAAGCAACCUUACAAGGAGCAUGCUGAUUCAAUGAAGUUUGUAAGCGAUAAGCAUUCGUUGGGUCAGGCAGAUUACAAGUCGGGCCAAGUUAUACCAGAGAAGCUUGCGAAUACUAGUUCUGCCUCAACGGAUGAUGUGUCUGCCGAUGCUAUGGCUGAUGCUGCUGAGGAAGAAGAGGCUAUCAAGAAGGCCACUGGAGCUGCCAGCAUUUUACAUUCAUUUGAAAAGUCAAAUUUAGUUUUUGUAAUAGUAGCUCUGUUUUGUACGUUGGCAUUUUAA
This is a messenger RNA of Mucor velutinosus, 1047 nucleotides long. RefSeq lists its product as uncharacterized. Lineage: Eukaryota; Fungi; Mucoromycota; Mucoromycetes; Mucorales; Mucoraceae. The transcript is spliced from 5 exons. The coding region runs from base 1 to 1047 and encodes 348 amino acids. Gene Ontology annotation, biological process: carbohydrate metabolic process. Gene Ontology annotation, molecular function: hydrolase activity, acting on carbon-nitrogen (but not peptide) bonds. The record is from RefSeq and is a predicted model, not a curated record.